AUGACGACGACAUUCUCCCCAGCACUUCUGACAGAUUCUCCACCAAAGCCCCUACUAACUGACCGACUAGAACUAUAUUCGCUUCUGUUGGUUUUUGCUCUUGGGGCUCCGAUGAAUCUGGGCGCCUGGGUUCAGCAAAGGGAAAAGCCAACGAUUAGUCGAUUAGAUUUACUCAAGAAACAUCUAAACCAUGCUGAUUUAACAAUAAUAUUUGUCUACGUACCUUCCAGAAUCUGUUGGAUACUAACAUAUGAUUGGAGAGGUGGCGAUAUGCUGUGCAAAGUUGUCAAGUUUAUGCAUACUUUCAGUUUUCAAGCUUCUUCAAAUAUUAUUGUUUGUAUCGCCAUAGAUCGCUUAUUUUCCAUAUUAUGUGAUUCGUAUAAAUGUCCGACGAGAGGAAAGAAUCGAACAAGGAAAAUGCUUUUCAUAGCUUGGCUAUUGGCUGUCAUAAUUAGCUUCCCACAAAUACUUGUAUGGAAAAACUUUUUGGUAUUUCCUGAUCAUCGUUGGUAUCAGUGCAUGACGAUCUGGGAGGUUGCUCGUCACGAACGGAAAGCGAAAGAUCCAAGAUUAUUCGAUUUGGAAACGUUUUAUAGCAUUGCUCACAUAUGCCUUGUGUUUUGGAUCCCGGCUGUUAUCAUAGCUAUUUCUUACGUGAGUGUGUUAUCAUGGGUUUGGGUCAAUAGUCGAUCAACAAAUAAAGCAAAUCCGAUCGUUCAAAGACGAAGUGGUGGAAGCUUUGGUGGCGAAACAGCUGAGACAUUACUUACUCGUGCAUCAGAGUGGAAUCCUUUACGUAAUCUUUCAAUUUCGAAACAUCUAAAAGAUUCUACUGACGGCAAAGGCAUAGCUCUUAAUACGUAUGACCGACCACCACAAAUAAUUGUCUUGGACGAUAGUAAUGAACCUCUCACACGACCCUCAAUUACUCCAAGUGAAGCAAGUGCUGUAAUUCGAACAAAUGUUCAUACAAGCCAAUCUUAUUCAGCAAGUGUCACCCGAGCUAGAGCUUUCCGUAUUUCAUGUCUUUUAAUCGUAGCAUAUAUCGUCUGCUGGUUUCCGUACAACUUCUUAUCUCUCCUCCGACUACUGGAUCAGCAUUUAUUUAAAAAACUGGUGGAUAAUCUAUAUUUUGCGCAGCAGUUGAUGGUUUUUACGGCCGUGUUGAAUCCGUACCUAUAUGGUCAAGUGAGGAUCACAUGUACUCGUUGCUGA
This is a messenger RNA of Auanema sp. JU1783, 1215 nucleotides long. The record is from the annotation of a GenBank genome assembly. Lineage: Eukaryota; Metazoa; Nematoda; Chromadorea; Rhabditida; Rhabditidae.